Messenger RNA from Wallemia ichthyophaga EXF-994, 1344 nucleotides. RefSeq lists its product as uncharacterized. The transcript has a single exon. Bases 1 to 1344 code for a protein of 447 amino acids. The record is from RefSeq and is a predicted model, not a curated record. NCBI's taxonomy places the organism in Eukaryota, Fungi, Basidiomycota, Wallemiomycetes, Wallemiales, Wallemiaceae.
AUGAGUGAUUUGGAAAUUUCAAGACAAGAAAAGCUGGCGAGGGCCAGAAACCAUUUGAAGAAGGCUCAGUCGAAGAAAAAGCACUCGAGUAGCGCUUCAAGAGACGUUUCUUCGUUAUUCACUACAACUCCAACUGAUCAGCCAAAUUCUCCUUUAUUCUCUCCUACGCUUGAUGAAUCUGAUAAGACGAGCGAUUGGGAUGCUUUGCAAUCCUCGCUUCAGAUUCAAUCUGAUAAGCAGCUUGACGUGGAUCAGGCUGCGGAUGAUUUUGAUAAAGGUGAUCAAGAGGGUGGAUAUGAUGAGGCGAAUGCGGUGGAUGGAGUCGAUGUAGUGAAUUCGAGAGAUGCAGGGGAUGUGGUUGAUACAGGUAAUACAGCCGAUACAUUCGAUACACUCGAUAAAGCUGAGGAACCGCACGAGAAACGGGAGAAUGCACAAGAAUCACCCGAAAUGCAACGGCAACAACCGCCACUCACAGAAAUUUCCUUAGAAGAGCUCAAACAGCAAUUAAAUGAAGCACACAUUGAUCAUAGCGCGCAAAUGAGCGAAAAGAAGAACACAAUUGAUGCACUUGAAAAGACAAUCAUUGAACUGAAAAGCAACUCUGGAAAUAGCGAUGAAGUUAAUAAUUUAGAGAGGAAAUUAGAUUCAAUACAGGCCCAAUUAAUGUCGAACAAGCAAUCACACCAAGAAACAAAUUCAGCAUUGCAACAUAGUGAAAAUGAGCGUAAUCAGCAACGAGAGAAUAUUGAUGCAAUUGAGCAAAAGCUAAGUCAUGCUUCGGAGCAGUUGUUGAGGAGUAAAUUGGAUAACAAGAGUGUUAGAGAUGAGGUGGAGAGGGGUAAUUCUGAGAUUAAAUCUUUGAAGGAGCAACUUAGCGAGCAGCUAUCAACAAUAAGUAAUCUGCAAGAGAUGGAAAAGGAGAAAGAGAGGCUAUCCACCCUUUCUAGCAAUUUGCAAGAGUCAAACGAAUCUCUAUCUCACCGUCUUUCACAGUUAGAGGAGGAGAAUGCAUCUCUAAAGCAAACUAUAGAAAAGGACGCAGAUAGAAAGAGUAUCGAGAGUCUCGAUAAGGGGGCAUCAACAAUACCAUUGAAUACUAAUGGACACUUUGUCUCAGCAGCUGCACGCUCACUUAUACCAAGCAGCGUGAUGCAUAAGCGUCGAGAAUCGUUGCAGAUGCUCAAGAUACGUAUGGAUAGUCACAUACAGCCAACACAAAUGGACGCCGUCAAUGAAGAGAGCCUGCCGCGCAACCAAUUUAUGACCAACGACGACCCACUCUUCUUCUGUGCAGCUUGUGAGAAUGAGAAUGACGAGGGAGAAGGGUUGAUUGUGUUGUAA